AUGACGAGUACUGAGAUGGUUGGCCUCGAGUUCUGGGGCUGGUGGCUGGGACGGUGCAACACCAAAAAUCGUGUGCCCACGCGUCGGGGCAGCCAGUCCUAUUGGAAUUCCAAGCCAAAAAUCAGCACAACAACGUCGUUUCCACAAGUGAAGCUAUUCCCAGACGCCAGGCCGCACCUUACCAGUACCCAGAAGGAGUGUGUGAACGGCUCACUCUCUCUAGGGCGUUCUGUGGCCGAGAUCGCCGAGAUCUUAGGCAUUGACGAGCGACGUGUCUACCGCUACCAGCGCACUUUCCGGAUUCAUAGCCACGCUUUCCCACCGACUAAAAUGAGGCAAAACUGCCGAAAGAUCACGGAAUAUAUUAUGGAGCGGUCUUGGCCUAGUUGCUUGGGAAACAGUUGUUUGUCGGGAGUAUUCUGCAGCCAGAUCGAGAUCGACUUCGCUACUAUCAACGCCCGAGAGAUCGAUUAUAGGAGUGCCCGCCGGCAUUUGAACCGGAGUUUGAGGUGGCUCCUGAACCCGGCUACGGCUGCGCAAACGGGCACGGGCAUGGCUACGGCCACGGCUGAAACCGCUUUUUUGGCUACCGGCUACUGA
Pyricularia oryzae 70-15 is the source of this 600-nucleotide messenger RNA. RefSeq lists its product as uncharacterized. The transcript has 4 exons. NCBI's taxonomy places the organism in Eukaryota, Fungi, Ascomycota, Sordariomycetes, Magnaporthales, Pyriculariaceae. The record is from RefSeq and is a predicted model, not a curated record. Bases 1 to 600 code for a protein of 199 amino acids.